AACUAGGGCCUAGCUGGAAGGGGCUAGUCCGAAGUUGGAGGUUGUUUGGAAAAGAGGCGACCUCGGGGUCAGCUCUUGGGGAGAGGGCUAGCCAGGUGAGGGGACUUUGGAAGGAAGGUUUGGGACAGAACAGUGGACUUGAGGAGAGCGGAUCUGGGAGAAAGACGUUGAUCGCGAAGAGAAAGGGGAGGGAGCAGUAGGAGGAGCUCCGAACCUGCGGCCUUUCCUUAUCAUAGCCCUACCGAUAUUCCGUAUCACCUACGGAACUGAAACAAUUAUUUAGAGCCAGUAAAAGGCCGGACAUUAUAGACGGGCUAGCCUCGGAACCAGAAAGACCGUGUUUCAGUGACCCUCUAGGUUCUCGGACAACUUUAUUAGACAGAGUAUUGACUUGCACGGGCUAGUCCUCUCAAUCCAGCCGUAAGGCAAGGACCGUUGCUUUUGUCUUAUAGGCAUUUGGGAAAUGUGGCAUCUUCUAGCCUAGUUCAAUGCGUUGUAGGUUUUGCAAGUUCACGUGCACUCAUAAAAAGGCCCAAUAUCCCUUCCCCAGAUGUGCCGGUGACGAAUAUAAAGGUUCACUCUCUGGAUAUGGAUAACAUUUUUCAUCCCAAGUCUAUUGGAAUUGUAUUGGGUCACUAUAUUGCUGAGAAGAGCUGUCUAUAAUAGUUGAUCAUCACAUAAUCUUGCUGUUACUGUAUAUAGUGAUCUUCAGGUUCUGCUCAUUUUACUCAGCAUCAGUUCAUGUAUCAGCCCCAUAUCUGUGUCAUAAAAGCAAUUUGAAUGGCUGGCACUAUACUUGGAGUGGGUAUAGGAGUAUUCAUCCUAGCACUGCUCUGGGUGUUGGUAUUGCUGCUGUGUGUGCUGUUGUGCAGAGUCUCUGGCUUAGCUAGGUUCUCAGUCAUUUUUGUUUUCCUUGCUGCUUUGAUUAUCACAACAGUUCUAUUGUUCUUUCCUCGGGCUACUGAUAUCCCAGCCCCAAAGGUGGAAAUGAAGAUUGUGGACAAGUUCUUCAUUGGCCGGUAUGUUCUACUGGCUUUUCUCAGUAUUUUCUUCCUUGGAAGCCUCUUCCUGUUUCUAAUUUAUCACCUUUUGGAGCCAAUCUAUGCCAAACCACUUCGGUCAUACUGAGGACUAUUCAAAGAAAUACCAUAAAUACUAGUUGAACAGAGCUGCUGCAUGGGCAGCUUCCAUUUCUUGGAUCUGGCAUGAAUUCCAUGAGGAUUGAGAUUCAUUGAAGGAGCUAUGUAAUUAUGCCUAUGGGGAUAGAUUCUCCCUGAGAAAUGUUGAUAUCCUCAUAAUCACCUUAUAUGACAUCACUUCCCUUUUUUAUACCUCAAUUUUUCACUUAUUUAGAAUCAGAAACAUGAGGAUAACUAUUUUGAAAACUUAGGAUAAAAUGGAAUGAUUUAUAGGAAGAAAAUGUUUGCUUGUAGCUGGUAGAGGCCAAAAAUCAGGUACUUUAUGAUGAUCUAGGAAACUACUUUGCUUGAAAAUGCACUUAGAUAUAAAGUGUUACUUUCAUUUUUGGAAAAUUUUGUGUAGUGCCUAGUUAUUAAUCACUUCAGUGUCAUUUCAGUUAACACUGUCUUUUAUUCCAAUAGACUUGGGAUGGAAAUGCCAUCCAUAUCUAGAAAAAGAACUUUGGAAACUGAAUCUGGAUCAAAACAUAGUAUCUUCACAUUGUUAUUGUUUGCUUUUUUCUUUCUCGUGGCUUUUUCUGUUUUGGAAUGAUUUUUCUUCUACAACAUGACAAACAUGGAAAUAUGUUUAAAAGGAUAAUACAUGUUUAACCUAUAUCAGAUUGCUUACUGUCUUGGGAAGAAGGGAGGUAGAGAAGGAAAGGAGAAAAAAUUGGAACACAAAGUUACAAAAACAAAUGUUGGGAGCAGUUAGAUGCACAGUGGAUAGAGCACACUAGCCCUGUAUUGAGGAGGACCUGAGUUCAAAUUCAGCCUCAGACACUUAACACUUUCUAGUUGUAUGACCCUACAUUAAGUCACUUAAUUCCAAUUGCCUUGCCAAAAAAUAAAAUUAAUAAUGUUGAAAACUAUCUUUACCUGUAUUUAUUUAGAAAAAAAUUAUUUUAAAAAAACCACUGAUUUUUGUGUAUUCCAAGUCUCAUUAAAGGUGAGAGAGGAGUUAAGGAAGUAAUAGUAGUCCUCACUUUGGUAAUCAAUAAAUUGAAUAUUCAUUGCA
Molecule: messenger RNA, 2196 nt
Organism: Antechinus flavipes (yellow-footed antechinus)
Lineage: Eukaryota; Metazoa; Chordata; Mammalia; Dasyuromorphia; Dasyuridae
Gene: TMEM218
Product: transmembrane protein 218
Exons: 6
Coding region: 781-1128 (115 amino acids)
Source: RefSeq, a predicted model, not a curated record